UUGCUGGGCUGUCUGGAUGUGCCACUGCCUGAUCCUCUCGCUCGGCUCGGCUCGAGGGGACAUGCACGCCUCGCUGCUCGGUGUCCUGGGGCUGGCCCUGCUGGGGGCCCUGCACGCGCAGGAUGGCAUUCCCGUGCAAAGCGACUUCCAGCAGGACAAGCUCACAGGGAGAUGGUACACCAUUGGCCUGGCCUCCAAUUCCAACUGGUUCAAGGACAAGAAGCACCUGAUGAAGAUGUGCACCACAAUCAUCUCCACCACUGCAGAUGGGAACCUGGAAGUCACCUCCACCUACCCCAAGGGUGACCAGUGUGAGACGAGGAACAGCCUUUACAUCAAGACGGAGCAGCCAGGGCGGUUCAGCUACACCAGCCCACGCUGGGGCAGCCAGCACAGUAUCCAUGUGGUGGAGACCAACUACGAGGAGUAUGCCUUGGUGGCCACCCAGAUCUCCAAGAGCACCAGCUCCUCCACCAUGGUGCUGCUCUACAGCCGGACCAAGGAGCUGAGCCCUGAGCGCCUGGAAAGGUUCACCCAGUUCUCCAGGGAGCAGGGCCUGACGGAUGAAGAGAUCCUCAUCCUGCCCUGGACAGACAAAUGCAUGGCGGAUGCUGCCUAGGCAGACCCACCACCGCUGCCAGCUGGAGCCCCGAGCGUGCCGGGACCCGUGGCCAUCCCGCCCGUCCCCACCGCACCCCACACCGCAGCAGCCUUGGCUCCCCUGCUUCGUGCCCCACUCCUGUGCCCCCCUCCCCAUUAAAGCCCAUAGAAAACCA
Apus apus (common swift) is the source of this 776-nucleotide messenger RNA. Its product is annotated as lipocalin-like. Lineage: Eukaryota; Metazoa; Chordata; Aves; Apodiformes; Apodidae. The record is from RefSeq and is a predicted model, not a curated record. Gene Ontology annotation, molecular function: small molecule binding. The coding region runs from base 17 to 619 and encodes 200 amino acids. The transcript is spliced from 7 exons.